AGCUCAAACUAUUCAAUUGGUUACCCAUCCAGAUGGUAACACUGUCGGAAGACAACGGAAGUAGUUUCCGCUACCUCUGGAUAGAUGGCGCUAAUGUUUCCCUGUUCAGUAGUUUCAGCCGUUUUUGUAUAGAUGACAUAGGAAUCGAAUUUUAAACAAGUUUGUCAUACAAUUAUUAUAUUUUUUACUGUUGUUCUCUGUGACUGAUUUGUAAAAAAAGUACAAUUAAAGAGAAUCAAAAUUGUCUCCUUCCAAUUGUCAGUGUAAUCUGUGGACAGUCAAGACAUCGCUGAGCCGUGCGAAAUAGAAGUGCAACGUCUACGUCUACAGUCGAUAAAGAGGAACAGAAAAGGGAGGCAAAGAAGUCUCGUGUGACAAAUAAAUAGCACGAACAACGCCGAUAGGUUCUCCACAAUCUCUUAAAAAGUCCAACCUUCCGCCUUCAUAAGGUGUAUAAACUUUGAUUAAUAUCGAAGUCCGACAACUGUCAAAUGACAAGUCUGCUUCGAAUAAUACUAUUUAAAAGUUGAAAUGGCAGCAGAAAUAAAGCCCGCUCCCGGAGUGAAUCAUGAUAAAUUCAGCACAAGCCGGAAGCCUAUACUUUUAUCAAAAUUGGAAGGAUGUAACGACGAUGUCAAUGCGGCGAUCAUUAUACCGCGGGAAGAUGGUGUGAUUAGUGUUUGUGAUGACAGAACGGUUCGAGUUUGGUUGAAACGCGAUUCGGGCCAAUAUUGGCCGAGCGUUUGUCAAUACAUGGCUGCUGGGGCAACAUCCAUGAAUUAUUGUGUCCAAACUAGACAAUUAUUUGUCGGUUUGGAAAAUGGAACAAUAAAUGAAUUCAUUUUGGAACAAGAUUACAAUCGAAUGACUGCCAUGCGUGAAUAUGCAGCGCAUCAAGCAAGAGUCACAGGUGUUAUAUUCGCCCCAAAUUGUGAAUGGGUUCUAAGCAUAGGUCGGGAUAAAAUGUUUCAAUUACACUGUUCAGAAACAGGGCAGAAAUUGGGUUCAUAUCAGACAGAUGCCUGGUAUACUGCCUUGCAAUUUGACGCGCAAUCGAAACAUGCUUUUAUCGGUGAUUACUCUGGACAAAUAGCAAUGUUAAAGUUAGAUACUAACGGUGUUACGCUAAUCACUACGUUAAAGGCACAUACAGGAAGUAUUCAUACCUUAGCAUGGGAUUCUGAAAAACAGCUUUUAUUUUCUGGUAGUUUUGACCAAAGUAUCAUAGUAUGGGACAUUGGUGGACGUCAGGGUACGGCGUAUGAACUUCAAGGACAUCACAACAAAGUAACGGCACUGUGCUACGCAAGUGCCGAACGCGUAUUAUUGUCCGGUGGAGAAGAUGGGGUAAUUGUGUGUUGGGAUAUGGCUGCGAAUAGAAAAGAAACUGCAGCAUGGGUAGAGUCAGAUACAUGCCAGGCUUGUGGAAGACCAUUCUUUUGGAAUAUCAAAGCAAUGAUGGACCAACGACAACUUGGUCUGAGGCAGCAUCAUUGUCGUCAUUGCGGUCGCGCAUUGUGCGCACGAUGUACGUCUCAACGAAUACCGAUACCAGCAAUGGGUUUUGAAUUCGAAGUUAGAGUGUGUGAUCCAUGUUACAUUCAACUUAAAGCUGCAAACCAAACUCCUUUAGCAUCUUUCCAUGAUGCGAAACAUAACGUUGUUGGAAUGGAUCUUGAUGCGUCCAGACGAAGAUUAUUGACGAUCGGGCAGGAUCGUCUGAUUAAAAUUUGGGAUAUUUCCGCGCUUCUUCAGUGAACUUCCAUACAUGUUAAUUUAUAAUUAACAAAACUAAUCAAAUCGUAAGGUAUAAGAGAAACCUACUACCAUAUUUCAGUGUAAAAAUUCGUUAUCCAAAGCUUAUUUUGUAAUCAUGAAAUCACAGUUUGCUUCUUGUACAAAAAGUUUUAUGACAUUCAAACAUUCUAUAAUUCCGAAAUAGUAUAACAUUUGUAAAAUCACUAAAACAUAUUUUACUUGGAAACAUCUUUCUCAACAGAACAAAAGGGAUAACAGGAUAACUUAUUAAGAAUCUAAUAUAUAUUAGUCUAUUUUUUAACAUUUCUUACUUUGUGCAAUCACUUUUUAAAAAACGACCAAAGCAUGAAUCGGUAGAAUAUGUCAUCAUAAUUUAUUACAACGAAUUAUUAUUUUCAAUCAAAGUACAUACAAGAAGGUAAAAUUCAUACGAAUAACGCGAUGGAUACGAAUGAACUGUUUCUGUUGCAGAAGAGCAAAAUAUUGAAAGAUAAUCCGUACCAUAUGACAAUGUUAUUUUAAACUAUAAAAUUGAAUUAUAUUAAAAAUUUGUUAAAGCAGUGGAGAAAUUUACAAAUAAGUCAUUAUAGCUCCUAGUCGUUCUGUUUAUCUUAUUCCUAAUUAUUUAAUAUCGUAACUUCUAAUAAGUAACUAAACAGACAGUUCGUUAUUAAAAUUGAUUGAUUUCUCGUCGUCGACUUCUUAACAGAUAAUUCAGAAACAGGCAUAGGUUAUGCAAAAAUAGUAUGUUAAUUGAAAAGCAUAAAUUAGUGUUUCAGUUGUAAUGAUAUUCGUAGCGAUAAUAUUUAUCCUAGUAUAAAGUUACAACGAAGAAACGCAAUGUUUCUAUUUUAAUUAUUUCUUCUACAGUUAUUUGUAAUUAUACAUACAUCGAUUUUACUUAACAUAAUUAUGCAUAUCUUGUGCCUGAAUAUAAUUACUGUUAAUCGUGCUGGAGCGAUGUACCAAAUAGCAUUGAUUUCUCUACUGUAUCUAGUGAUAAAGGUAGUUGCGGUAAGAGAGAUUACAUUUAUCGUCAUAACGCACUAACGUCAUAAGAUUGCAUUUUAAGCGAAUGUUCAACCAUAAUUUGGUGCAAUAGUUUCUACCACAGUGGAAUUCAUCUUCAUUUUUAAACGUAUCUAUUCCAUAUGUUUUUAGAACAACUUACGAAGUUGCAGCAUAUUAUUAUAAAUACUUUGUACGUUGUUGAAAGAAUACAUGCUUCCAGAUUAAUUUCUUUGUGCUCUGCGUAUUUAAUGUUAUGCUGCGUAUUAAUAAUGCUCACGAUAAAGGUUUCGAUCGUUUCGAAAUAUAUAUAUAUAAAUGUA
Osmia lignaria (orchard mason bee) is the source of this 3089-nucleotide messenger RNA. RefSeq names its product WD repeat and FYVE domain containing 2 (gene Wdfy2). Lineage: Eukaryota; Metazoa; Arthropoda; Insecta; Hymenoptera; Megachilidae. Gene Ontology annotation, cellular component: early endosome. Gene Ontology annotation, molecular function: metal ion binding; protein binding. The record is from RefSeq and is a predicted model, not a curated record.